This is a messenger RNA of Daucus carota subsp. sativus, 1515 nucleotides long. RefSeq names its product phytoene synthase, chloroplastic. The record is from RefSeq and is marked provisional. Lineage: Eukaryota; Viridiplantae; Streptophyta; Magnoliopsida; Apiales; Apiaceae. Gene Ontology annotation, biological process: carotenoid biosynthetic process. Gene Ontology annotation, molecular function: geranylgeranyl diphosphate synthase activity.
AAGAAAUAGUCGAUGGAGCAUUACCAUAAUUCUUUUUCACAUUUUUAACAACCCAACUCAACUCUCUCUACAUAUAUAACACAACCCUCUGUAACCCAUUAGUCUCCAACCAGUUUCUUGAUAAUACAGUUGAAGAAUCAAGAAUUCAAAAGUGAGUAUAAAUAAAUGGCUUGUAAUUUUGCUGUCAGGGUGAUUUAUUAUCCCAAAGAGAUUCAUGGGGUUUCUGUGUUGAACACAAAUAGGAGUAGAAAGAGUAGAUUUAGUUGCAGGGUUAUGAAGCUGUCCACUGGAGUGUCAGCUGUGGCAGCUAAUCCUGUGAGGACAUCAGAGGAGAGAGUGUACGAGGUGGUACUUAAACAAGCGGCUCUGGUCAGGGAAGAGAAGAGAUCCAGCAGGGGUUUAUGUUUGGAUACCAAACGGACAGGAUCUAAGUCAUUUGAUAAGUCUGAGAAUGAUGAUGCUGGUAUGAAGAGCUGGAAUUUGUUGAAUGAGGCCUACGAUCGGUGUGGCGAAGUUUGUGCUGAGUAUGCCAAGACAUUCUACUUGGGAACAUUACUCAUGACACCAGAGCGCCGAAGAGCUGUUUGGGCAAUCUAUGUGUGGUGUAGAAGGACUGACGAGCUAGUAGACGGGCCUAAUGCCUCCCAUAUCACGCCCAAGGCUCUUGACAGAUGGGAGAAGAGGCUGAAUGAUCUUUUUGAUGGCCAGCCGUAUGAUAUGUAUGAUGCUGCACUUGCUGACACGGUCUCCACAUAUCCUGUUGAUAUUCAGCCUUUCAAGGAUAUGAUUGAUGGAAUGAGAAUGGACUUGAAAAAGUCACGGUACCAGACUUUUGAUGAGCUCUACCUCUACUGCUACUAUGUUGCUGGAACAGUUGGACUGAUGAGUGUUCCAGUUAUGGGGAUUGCCCCGGAAUCAAAGGCCACCACAGAGAGUGUUUACAGUGCAGCUUUAGCCCUCGGAAUUGCUAAUCAGCUUACUAACAUUCUCCGUGAUGUUGGAGAAGAUGCUAGGAGAGGGAGAAUAUAUCUGCCUCAAGAGGAGCUUAAGCUCGCGGGAAUAACACCAGAAUACAUAUUCAAAGGAAAGGUGACUGAUAAGUGGCGUAGCUUCAUGAAAGGACAGAUAAAAAGAGCAAGAAUGUUCUUCGAUGAAGCGGAGAAGGGUGUGGCAGAGUUAAGUUCAGCAAGUAGAUGGCCAGUGUGGGCAUCAUUGUUAUUGUACAAGCAAAUUUUGGAUGCCAUUGAAGCCAAUGACUAUGAUAACUUCACCAAGAGAGCAUAUGUAGGCAAAGCUAAGAAACUAGUCUCUUUGCCUUUGGCUUAUAGUAGAGCUCUUUUUGCCCCUUCUACUGUAAGAUAGAUAGAUAGUCAGGGAUUAUGUUACUCUAAUAGCUCAAUAUAGAUCAUGAGUCCUCUCUCUAUUCUUCAUGUACUAGUAUAUAUUUUGCAUCUAAUUCCUGUAUAUAAUUCCAACAAAUUUAUUGGAUCUAUACAAUUAAGAAAUUUUUCUAGG